This is a messenger RNA of Raphanus sativus (radish), 1511 nucleotides long. RefSeq lists its product as uncharacterized. NCBI's taxonomy places the organism in Eukaryota, Viridiplantae, Streptophyta, Magnoliopsida, Brassicales, Brassicaceae. The transcript has a single exon. The record is from RefSeq and is a predicted model, not a curated record. The coding region runs from base 71 to 1342 and encodes 423 amino acids.
AUCUUUCACACCUUCAAGACUUCUUCUCCUCCCUUUCAUUUGCCAUCUUUUUUUAAAAAAGCAAUUUGCAAUGGCAUCAUCUUCUCAUUUUCAUUACCACAAAGAUCAUAAAGAUGAUGCUAUGGAUUCUGCUUUUGAUGAAUUUUUUGAGAAUGACAUUUUUCCAGAACCAAAAGAGAGAAAAAAACGUGUUGUUAUCGAGAGAAACCGGGAAGAAGGUCACGAAAAGCUUUGGAAUGAUUACUUUAGUGAGAAUCCAACAUACCCUCUCAAGUUAUUCCGGCGACGGUUUCGAAUGAACAAAUCAUUGUUCAUGCGUAUUGUCUAUCGUCUCUCCACCGAAGCACCGUAUUUUAAACCAAAAGAAGAUGCAACCGGACGGGCUAGUCUAUCACCCCUACAAAAAUGUACGGCAGCAAUUCGACAAUUGGCAUAUGGUUUUAGCGCUGAUACAGUUGACGAAUAUGUCCGACUUGCUGAAACGACAGCUCGGAAAUGUUUGCAUCAUUUUACGGAGGCAAUUAUCACCUUGUUUGGCGAUCAGUACCUACGACGUCCCACACCGGAGGAUCUAGAAAGACUACUCUACCAGGGAGAAGAACGUGGGUUCCCAGGGAUGAUUGGAAGCAUCGACUGUAUGCAUUGGCAGUGGAAGAAUUGCCCGACCCCUUGGAGAGGAAUGUUUGCACGAGGAACCGGAAAACCAUCAAUUGUUUUGGAGGCCGUAGCUUCACAGGACCUCUGGAUAUGGCACUCGUUUUUUGGAGCCCCAGGUACUAUGAACGAUCUUAAUAUUCUUGAUCGAUCACCCGUUUUUGAUGACAUUAUUUACGGAAUAGCGCCAGAAGUAAAUUAUUAUGUCAACGGAAACGAGUACAAUAUGGCUUAUUAUCUCACGGAUGGUAUUUAUCCGAAGUGGACGACUUUUAUUCAAUCUAUCAAACUACCACAAGGUGAGAAAAAUUCCUUAUUUGCUAAAAAACAAGAAGCUGUGCGGAAAGAUGUCGAGCGUGCCUUCGGAGUCCUCCAAUCUAGAUUUGCCGUUGUCAAAAAUCCAUCUAAGUUAUGGGAUAAAGAAAAAAUGGGGAAUAUUAUGCGAGCAUGUAUCAUACUCCAUAAUAUGAUUGUCGAAGAUGAACGAUCGACAUACUCUAACUAUGACGAAAAUGAAUUUCAAGAAAGAGAAGAUGAAGAUACAUUUACCGUCAAAAGAGCUCCAAAUCUCGGCAGCGGCAAUACAAUGGAUCGUCGGAGGAGCAUUCUGGAUAGACAAAUUCAUCGACAAUUAAAAUAUGAUUUGAUUGAAAAUAUAUGGGAUAAAUUCGGACAUCUUCAAGAAUAAUAACUUAUUAUUAAGUUUUUAUGAAUUGAAUAAAUUGUGUGCUUGCUUUUAUUUAUGAUGUUUGUAAUAUUUUUUUUUUAUGUUUGUAAUUUUUUAUUUUCAACGUUGUAAUUUUUUUUUUUUUAAGUUUGUACUUUUUAUGUUUUUAAUUCUAAUGUGGCUUGUUUAA